Molecule: messenger RNA, 465 nt
Organism: Talaromyces proteolyticus
Lineage: Eukaryota; Fungi; Ascomycota; Eurotiomycetes; Eurotiales; Trichocomaceae
Product: Mago nashi domain protein
Exons: 7
Coding region: 1-465 (154 amino acids)
Biological process (GO): RNA splicing
Cellular component (GO): exon-exon junction complex; nucleus
Source: RefSeq, a predicted model, not a curated record
AUGUCGGACCUCAACGAGCCCUUCUAUCUCCGCUACUACUCAGGUCACUCUGGGCGGUUCGGACAUGAAUUUCUAGAAUUUGACUUUCGUACACUCGGCGAUGGCCGCAGCGCUUCGGCUCGUUAUGCCAAUAACUCCAACUACCGAAACGAUUCGCUCAUCCGGAAAGAAAUGUGUGUCAGUUCCCUGCUUGUCGAGGAGAUAAAGCGUAUUAUCAAGGAUAGCGACAUCAUGAAGGAAGAUGAUUCCAAAUGGCCGCAGAAGAACAAAGAUGGGAGACAGGAAUUGGAAAUUAGACUGGGCAACGAACAUAUUUCUUUCGAGACCGCGAAGAUCGGCUCUUUGGUCGACGUCACAGAAUCGGCGGACCCAGAAGGACUGCGCGUCUUUUACUAUCUCGUCCAGGACUUAAAGGCGCUCGUCUUCUCCCUUAUUUCCUUACAUUUCAAGAUCAAACCUAUCUAA